AUGAUUGGUUUUAUUCGAAAGAGGACCCAGUGCACUAGAAAGUGCGAGGAACGGGAGAAUAAUUCUGAUAUUGAGGAGGACGAAGAUGCUUUACUCCGAGACCAGUUAUUACGGGAUUUUGCAGCGACAGACGAGCAGGACAAGGGGCGGCUUGAGAUUGCGGAUUCCAAGACUGAGAAGAGCGACAAUACUGGUUGCCCGACCGAAAGGACAAGCAGCUCCAACGCGCUAGAGAAAUCUGUGGAUGGGCUAAGCAGCUUAAAUGAUGACACCCCGUAUUGGCUGCGAACUGCUAACUCUACUGAGAAGGUUGAAAACCGACCCAUGGUGCGGCUGCAGAACGAGGAUAGUUUGGACCGUGAUAGGAUGAAGGAUUGCUGUGAACUAACCAAAUUUAACCCGGAGCAGAAGCAGCUACUCGAGGAUAUGCUCCAAUCAUUGGUGUCAGGAGAAGACGAUGAAACCCAGGUCCAGAAAAUGAGCGCGCUAAUGAUGUCCAUGAUAUUGCAGAGCUUGAAAGGGUUUGAUAGGUUUGAUAGUCCCAUGAUUCAUUUUGCGGCAGUUUUAGGAAUAGUCGAGGACGAGAAACGCUUACGACGUGGUGAUGAAUAUUCAUACAUGCUUGCGGAGUUCAUGUACUGCAUUAGAGUUUUGUUUGUGGAGCAUGCGCUGCCGGCAGCCACGAGAGGAGAGCAGACUAGAGAUAACAUCGACCAGUUUCUCGAACUUCGAAGGGGAUAUCUCGUGGUUGGAAGCUAUAGCCCGUGCAGCUUUCUGAUUAAGAUGCUGGGUUAUGGAAAGACAAUUGAGCAUGCAGAAAAUCAAUCAGCCCAGCAUUACUUGGAGCCAGUCUGA
Pseudogymnoascus destructans is the source of this 855-nucleotide messenger RNA. RefSeq lists its product as uncharacterized. The coding region runs from base 1 to 855 and encodes 284 amino acids. Lineage: Eukaryota; Fungi; Ascomycota; Leotiomycetes; Thelebolales; Thelebolaceae. The transcript is spliced from 4 exons. The record is from RefSeq and is a predicted model, not a curated record.